Messenger RNA from Phytophthora nicotianae INRA-310, 951 nucleotides. RefSeq lists its product as hypothetical. Bases 1 to 951 code for a protein of 316 amino acids. Lineage: Eukaryota; Oomycota; Peronosporomycetes; Peronosporales; Peronosporaceae. The record is from RefSeq and is a predicted model, not a curated record. The transcript is spliced from 2 exons.
AUGUCUUCCUCUUCCUCCGCCGCCACGGCCGCCACUUCCCAGCCGCCGAGCACCAGCAUCAACAUUCCAGAGGAUGGACGACCGUUCCUCUCAGAGUCCGGCACCAACUCCAGCUCUGGUGGGCUUCCGUCAGCAACAACCGCCACGUCUAGUGGCUGCUCGCGUGCUCUACAGCGGCGCUUCCCGCGCGUUCGACGCUGCCUCACCCGUGCAUCGAUGGAAGUACCCACGAGCAGAGCAGCCAGUGGUCUGACGGUGAUUAUGGCGCUGCUGAUGGUCGGAAUCGUGGGAACAUUCGCGCUGCGCCAGAUGAUGAGCCCGGAGAUCGAGGCACUCACGCAGCAACGCGAGAAGCUCAAGGACGACGUGAUGGCACUGCGCCUACAGGUGGAGAACAUUACGCGCAUCGCAGAGAGUCGCUUAGAAACCAUUCAUUUGUUGGAGACAGAGCUAGAGCGGCAGCACGUACAAGCAGCGGAGGCUGCGGCAACUGCCACAACUGGCACAGAGCACGGCGCCAUUCCCCACGUGGCCAACGAAGACCUCAAGGGUGGUGAACUCCGUCCGAGUGUAGUGCUGCCAACAAUUUUUUAUACUCUGCUGCUGGGCUCCGUUCUGCUCGCGUCUGUGCUAUACCGAAUCUUCUUAAUCAUCCGUGGCGAGAUCAUCGCCCAGUACAAGUUAGGAAAGAAGCAGUAUGCUGGUGGCAAUGGCUCUAGCGGACUCAUGAUGCCAUCAGUCUCGGAAUCGUCCAUGGACAGCAGGCGGAAUGGACGAGGAACACCGCCGCUGUCACCCACGCGAGGUCCAAUCGUUGACGACUCGGUGUCCAGUGGCGGUCGAUCUGCUGCAUCUGGGGGUGCCAACUCGUCACUCAGCCCUAAAUCAACCAGUGAGCCUUCGCCUCAGUGUUACAAGCGAGCGCCAGGAUCAUCGCCAACGAUCGUCUAA